AAGUUCCAGCACAACAUGAGGGCAUCGUGUGCAAUUCUCUUGUUGGCUUCUGCCUUUGUCUUUGUCAGUGGAAGUCCCACUUGGAUUGGGCAACCACAGGGUAAUCGUACUGAACGUUCUGAUAGAAUCGUCAAUGGCUAUCCAGCCUACGAGGGCAAGGCUCCCUACAUCGUCGGACUGUUCCUGCUCACGGACGGCAGCAACAGCGCAGCCGUAGGUGCUGGCACCAUAAUAUCCAAUACUUGGGUUCUGACAGCUGCCCACUGCCUCACAACGGACUCUGUGGACAUCAACUACGGUUCCAACUGGGGCUGGAAUGGUCAGUACAAGCACAAUGUCAGAAGGGACAACUUCAUCCUCCACCCAGGCUUUGGCAACUCGGCUGGCCACGACAUCGGUCUCAUUCGCACUCCGUACGUGGACUUCACCAACGUUGUGAACAAAAUCCCUCUGCCGAAGUUUGACCAACAGGGAGAUCGCUUCGAGGGCUGGUGGUGCGUCGCCUGCGGCUGGGGAGGCAUGGACAAUGGCAAUCUCGCCGACUGGCUCCAGUGCAUCGACGUGCAGAUCAUCAGCAACAAUGAGUGUGCCCAGUCCUACGGCUCUGUGGCCAGCACCGACAUGUGCACCAGGCAGUCGGACGGAAGAUCUGUCUGCGGUGGCGACUCUGGUGGCCCUCUGGUCACACAAGACAAUCCCAUGCUCGUUGGCGUGAUAACCUUUGCCUCCACCUCCUGCAAGAAUGGACCUUCUGGCUACACCCGUGUCACCGAUCACUUGGAAUGGAUUCGCGACAACUCUGGAGUGGCCUACUGCUAAUAUGAGAUCUGUUCUUAAAAUAAUUU
Drosophila subobscura is the source of this 845-nucleotide messenger RNA. Its product is annotated as serine protease 1-like. The record is from RefSeq and is a predicted model, not a curated record. The transcript has a single exon. Lineage: Eukaryota; Metazoa; Arthropoda; Insecta; Diptera; Drosophilidae. Gene Ontology annotation, molecular function: serine-type endopeptidase activity. Gene Ontology annotation, biological process: proteolysis. Bases 16 to 819 code for a protein of 267 amino acids.